This is a messenger RNA of Balaenoptera musculus (blue whale), 5089 nucleotides long. It is a transcript of the gene PRDM1, whose product is annotated as PR/SET domain 1. Gene Ontology annotation, molecular function: RNA polymerase II cis-regulatory region sequence-specific DNA binding; DNA-binding transcription repressor activity, RNA polymerase II-specific; histone deacetylase binding. Bases 179 to 2653 code for a protein of 824 amino acids. The record is from RefSeq and is a predicted model, not a curated record. Gene Ontology annotation, cellular component: cytoplasm; nucleus. Gene Ontology annotation, biological process: regulation of transcription by RNA polymerase II; cell fate commitment. The transcript has 7 exons. Lineage: Eukaryota; Metazoa; Chordata; Mammalia; Artiodactyla; Balaenopteridae.
UCGGCCCUCCAGUGUUGCGGAGAGGCAGGGCAGCGCGGCACCUGUCCGCGCCGGGAGUCGGGACACGGGCGCCGGCCGCCGGAGGAGAGGGGCACCGCCGCGGUGCGCGCCAGCCCUCCGCCGGGAGGGGACGCGGAGCACAUGCGGACUGUGUAGGCAUGAGCGACACUUAUCUCAGAUGUUGGAUAUUUGCUUGGAAAAACGUGUGGGUACGACCUUGGCUGCCCCUAAGUGUAACUCCAGUGCUGUGAAGGUUCCAGGGUUGGCAGAGGGGACUGAGGGGACCAUGAAAAUGGACAUGGAGGACGCGGACAUGACUCUGUGGACAGAGGCUGAGUUUGAGGAGAAGUGUACAUACAUUGUGAACGACCACCCCUGGGAUUCUGGCACCGAAGGAGGCGCUUCGGUUCAGGCAGAGGCAUCCUUACCGAGGAAUCUGCUUUUCAGAUAUGCCACAAACAGCAAAGAGGUUAUUGGAGUGGUGAGUAAAGAAUACAUACCAAAGGGGACACGUUUUGGACCUCUAAUAGGUGAAAUCUACACCAAUGAUACAGUUCCCAAGAACGCCAACAGGAAAUAUUUUUGGCGGAUCUAUUCCCGAGGGGAGCUUCACCACUUCAUCGAUGGCUUUAAUGAGGAGAAGAGCAACUGGCUGCGCUACGUGAACCCAGCACACUCUGCCCGGGAGCAGAACCUGGCCGCCUGUCAGAACGGCAUGAACAUCUACUUCUACACCAUUAAGCCCAUCCCCGCCAACCAGGAGCUUCUUGUGUGGUAUUGCCGGGACUUUGCGGAAAGGCUUCACUACCCUUAUCCUGGAGAGCUGACAAUGAUGAAUCUCACGCAAACCCAGAGCCAUCCAAAGCAGCAGAGCACUGAGAAACAUGAACUUUGCCCAAAGAAUGUCCCGAAGAGAGAGUACAGCGUGAAAGAAAUACUAAAAUUGGACUCCCACCCCUCCAAAGGGAAGGACUUCUACCGCUCCAACAUUUCACCCCUCACUUCGGAAAAGGACGCGGAUGACUUCCGGAAAAAUGGGAGCCCCGAGAUGCCCUUCUACCCGCGGGUGGUGUACCCGAUCCGGGCCCCUCUCCCGGAAGACUUUCUGAAAGCUUCCCUGGCCUACGGGAUGGAGCGGCCGCCCUACAUCGCGCACUCCCCCAUCCCGUCCUCCGCGACGCCCAGCCCCUCGGCGCGCAGCAGCCCGGACCGGAGCCUGCACGGCAGCCCCGGGAACACCGUGUCGCCGCGGGCCCCCGGCUCCCAGGAGCACCGCGACCCUUACGCCUACUUGAACGCUCCGUACGCCGCCGCCGCCGCCGCCGAGGGGCUGGGCCCCUACCCCGGCUACGCGCCGCCCCCGCACCUGCCGCCCGCCUUCAUCCCUUCCUACAACGCGCACUACCCCAAGUUCCUGCUGCCCCCCUACGGCAUGAACUGCAACGGCCUGGGCGCCGUGGGCAACAUCAACGGCCUCGGCAGCUUCGGCCUCUUCCCGAGGCUGUACCCCGUGUACGGCGGCCUCCUGGGCGGGGGCGGCCUGCCUCCCCCGAUGCUGGCGCCCGCCUCGCUCCCCAGCUCGCUGCCCUCGGAGGGGGCGCGCCGCCUGCUGCAGCCCGAGCACCCCCGGGAGGUGCUGGUGCCCGCGCCGCACAGUGCCUUCUCCCUCCCCGGGGCGGCCGCCAGCCUGAAGGACAAGGCCUGCAGCCCCACCAGCGGGUCCCCGACGGCCGGCACCGCCGCCACGGCCGAGCACGUGGUGCAGCCCAAAGCUACCUCAGCGGCCGCGGCGGCCCCCGGCGGCGGCGACGAGGCCGUGAAUCUCAUCAAGAACAAAAGGAACAUGACCGGCUACAAGACGCUCCCCUACCCCCUGAAGAAGCAGAACGGCAAGAUCAAGUACGAGUGCAACGUCUGCGCCAAGACUUUCGGCCAGCUCUCAAACCUGAAGGUCCACCUCAGAGUGCACAGCGGAGAACGGCCUUUCAAAUGCCAGACUUGCAACAAGGGCUUCACUCAGCUCGCCCACCUGCAGAAACACUACCUGGUACACACGGGAGAGAAGCCACAUGAAUGCCAGGUUUGCCACAAGCGAUUUAGCAGCACCAGCAAUCUCAAGACCCACCUGCGACUCCACUCCGGAGAGAAACCUUACCAGUGCAAGGUGUGCCCCGCCAAGUUCACCCAGUUUGUGCACCUGAAACUCCACAAGCGCCUACACACCCGGGAGCGGCCCCACAAGUGUGCCCACUGCCACAAGAGCUACAUCCAUCUCUGCAGCCUCAAGGUCCACCUGAAGGGGUAUUGUCCUGUGGCCCCAGCCACGGGGCUGCCUCUGGAGGACCUGACCAGAAUCAACGAAGAAAUCGAGAAGUUUGACAUCAGCGACAAUGCCGACCGGCUGGAGGACAUGGAGGACAACGUUGACGUGACCUCUGUGGUGGAGAAGGAGAUUCUGGCCGUGGUCAGAAAAGAGAAAGAAGAAACUGGCCUGAAAGUGUCUUUGCAAAGAAACAUGGGGAAUGGACUGCUCUCAGGAUGUAGCCUCUACGAGUCAACAGACCCGUCCCUCCUGAAGUUGCCUCACAGCAACCCACUACCUCUGGGACCUGUAAAGGUCAAACAAGAAACAAUCGAACCAAUGGAUCCUUAAGAUUUGCAGAAAACAAAAGGUGUUUUGUCUUCUUAACUUAUGACUUGGCGAGUCAGGGUGCCUGUAGCAAACGCUUGUACAUAAUUCCAGUUCUGCAAAGCUCUCCUGACGGCAGAUGGUUUCCCCUCACCUCUCUGGAAUUAAAGAAGGAUCCCCAAAGUUACUGAAAUCUCAGGGCAUAAAUGAGGGAAAGACAAUAUAUAUACAUAUUAUAUAUACUUAUUUACACCCCCAUCUAUAUAUUUGAACCUGUGUAUUUUGAAUAUUUGUGUGGAUAUGUUUGCAUAGCCCUCCCAUUGCUAAGACUAUUGCCUAGCCAUAAUUAUUUUUUCAAUGAUAAUCCUUCAUAAUUUAUUAUACAAUUUAUCAUUCAAAAAGCAAUAAUUAAAAAAAGUUUACAGUGACUGGAAGAAUUCCUUGUAAUUUGAGUUAAGUGUUAUAUUUUUGUCUGGUGGCUCUUCUCUGUAGAUAAUUUCUGCACAUCUGUUUUAAGUACCUAAGAUUUAGUAAACAAAUACAUUACGUCAGCCGACCUCCCUCUAUAAUAAUGGUUUGAAAAUGAGGUUUUGGUGUUGCCAAAGUUAGACAAUUGAUGUGUUCAUUCAUAGGAUUGUAUCAUUUGAACAGCACUGUAUAACUUGGGGGUAUGUGUGCAGAAUUACCCAGUAAUAACUUCGGUAGAAGAAAUAAGAAAGAGAGAAUCUUGUAUGUUUCUGUAGAUAGUUCAGCAUUUUCCCCCCUAAUCACAGAUUUACCAGAAAGGCGACAAGAAGGCUUUGCUAAUCUGUCUCCCUCUCCAAAAAACAGAGUCGCCCCAUCCCCAAAGUCAUGUGACCGUUCGGGGUGGCCACGAGACUUUGGCAUCCCAAUGUAUUAUCUGAAAAUGUGAAGAAGACAAAAUGCCAUGUUUAAAACCACUGCAAAACAUUCCCAAAGCACAGGUGGUUUUGUAUGGGUGAGGUGAGGGAGCAUGAGUCUGGGUGUUUUUGUUGUUGGUCUUUUUUGUUGUUAUGUCAAAAUUGCACAAACGUGGUGCUCUACCAGGAAGGAUUUGAGUUAGAUAGGCUCAGGCCACACUUUAAAAACCAAAAACCGGAAAACGGGUAUUCUCGUUGUCUUAGAGUCAAAGCGGGUAAUGAACAUUCCUAUCCCCAACACAUCAAUUGUAUUUUUUUUCUGUACAACUCAGACUUUCCUCAGUAUUUGUGUUUUUACAUUUUAUGGUUAAUUUAAUUGAAGAAGAAAGGGCAUUGCAGAGUUGUUCAACAAUUACCUCAUUGAGUGUGUCCAGUAGUGCAGGAAGUGAUGGCUUCUCUAAUGAUUUGCUACUCAAGAGGAGAGAGCCAGUGUGCACCAGAAAGCUGGAAUGCGUCGCAUUCUGUCUCCUCUUCUGCUAAACCCAAAGAUGACACGUUGGCAUUUGAGGUGUAGCGGAGAAUGAUGUAUAUUUAUAAAUCUAUUUAUACCACUAUACCAUGUGUAUAUAUAAUAUAUUUAUAACCACUUAAAUUGUGAGCCAAACCAUGUGAAAGAUCCUUCUUUUCCUAAUGGCAUAAAAAAAAAAAAAAUCAAACCCUUUCUGAGACUUUGCUUAAUUAGCACUCGAUGACCUCACAGUCAUAUUGGUGAGCUUGGGCACCCCCUUGCUAUUGUAAGUGACCCUAAAACCUUGGUGCAAAGGUGUGGACUGCAUAACAACCAGGGAGAAAGAGACAUAAGUUUUUUACUAUUAAGGACAAUCUAAGAUGGGUUUUUGUUUGUUUGUUUUGCCACAUUCUGAUGAUGUGGUCACACCCAAGCCCCAGAAAUGAAAAUCCCAUCGACCACUGCAACUUUUCUCUCUCUUCCUCUCCCUCCUUCCUAAAUAACUGAUGUAUCACUCAUCAAUCUGGUUUAUAUAUUCAGUAUUUUGGUCCAUGGCAACUAAUGUCAACCUGCAGAAGAGAACAACAAAUUUAGGAUAAUGCAGAGAAACCUAAGAGCCUUACUGAUCUGUUCCUUUAACGAAACUGACAGUUUUUUAUGGUAUUUUUUAAUCAGUGUUUGACAAGCACAGUCCUUAAUUGUAGGUAAACCAAAGCAUCACAUUCUGACGUUGACACCAAACACUUCCUAUUCCCAAUUACUCAUUUGUUCUCUUUUUCCCCUUUCAUGCUUUCUCAUUAAUGGGAAUUUUUCCUGAGACCUGCACAGUGGCUUGAGACUUCUUGAUUCUCUUUACCUUCUGACUUUCCCUGAGGCCUCUUACAUGUGAACGUUGAGCCCACAAUCAACAGUGGUUUUUUUUUUUUUUUCUCUUCUACUCAAAGUUAAAACCAACCAAAGUUAUUGGCUUUUUACUUUGCUAGAACAACAAACUAUCUUAUGUUUACGUACUGGUUUACAUUGUUAUUUAUGUGCAAAUUGUCAAAAUGUAAAUUAAAUAUAAAUGUUCAU